AUGGAAUGUUUUGUUAUGUGUCUAUGGGUUGUGAUGUGCAUCAUCAUCCUCUUAACAAGUUGGUGGUUUCUGUGUGGAAAGAAGAAGAAUAAGGUGACAAAGGGUAAAAUUCCAAAAGGGAAAUCUGGUUGGCCUUUACUUGGAGAGACCCUUGAUUUCAUUGCUUCUGGCUACACCUCUCGCCCUGUCACCUUCUUGGAAAAGCGCAAGUCUCUGUACGGGAAUGUGUUUAAGACGAGCAUUUUGGGAAGCAGUGUGAUAGUGUCGACAGACCCGAAUGUUAACAAGGUGGUUCUGCAUAAUCAGGGGAACAUCUUCGUCCCUGCUUAUCCAAAAUCAAUUAGAGAAUUAAUGGGAGAACACUCUAUACUACAAAUGAACGGCAACAUGCAUAAGAAAGUUCAUGCACUCAUCGGAGGGUUCUUGCGAUCGCCACAACUCAAAGCUCGAAUCACCAGAGACAUUGAACACUCUGUCAAACAAUGCUUCGCUUCUUGGACCCACCAACCAAUCUACGUUCAAGAUCAAGUCAAAAAGAUUACAUUUACUAUUUUGGUUAAAGUUCUGAUGAGCGUUGGCCCUGGUGAAGAUUUGGACUUCCUGAAGAGAGAAUUUGAAGAAUUCGUCAAAGGGUUGAUUUGCUUACCCUUCAAGUUUCCAGGAACAAGACUAUAUAAAUCCUUAAAGGCUAAGGAAAGGAUGGUGAAGAUGGUGAGGAGGAUAGUAGAAGAGAGGAAGAAAUUACUUAUAGAUAAUAAUGCAGAUGAUGAUGAAGUGAAAGAUGUAGUGGACGUACUCUUACGGGACAAGGGUGACUCACACUAUAGCUCAAGCCUUACAUUGGAAAUGAUUAGCCAAAAUAUCAUAGAGAUGAUGAUUCCAGGGGAGGAGACCCUUCCUACGGCUAUGACCGUGGCCAUCAAGUUCCUCAGUGACAACCCUCUUGCUCUAUCCAAGCUCUUGGAGGAGAACAUGGAAUUGAAAAGGCAGAACAUUAAUUGCUCAGAUGGUUAUGCAUGGACUGAUUACAUGUCAUUGCCAUUUACUCAAAGUGUCAUCAAUGAAACUCUUAGAAUGGCCAAUAUUGUCAAUGGCAUUUGGAGGAAAGCUGUCAAAGACGUAGAAAUUAAAGGGUACCUAAUUCCGAAGGACUGGUGUGUUAUGGCAUCUCUUACCUCUGUUCACUUGGACAGCAAAAACUAUGAAAACCCUUUUGAUUUUGAUCCAUGGAGAUGGGAGAAAAUUGGAGCUGUGGCUAGUAACAACUGCUUUACCCCAUUUGGUGGUGGACAUAGACUAUGCCCUGGGUUAGAACUAUCCAGGCUAGAGCUCUCUAUCUUCCUUCACCAUCUUGUUACUACUCACAGAUGGGUCGCUGAGAGGGAUGAAAUAAUCUACUUUCCAACAGUAAAGAUGAAGAGGAAGCUCCCAAUUAUUGUGCAACCCAUUAUCACUUGAUUGGAAUAUUGGAUUAGACCAUCAAGAAAUUCGAC
Molecule: messenger RNA, 1493 nt
Organism: Gastrolobium bilobum
Lineage: Eukaryota; Viridiplantae; Streptophyta; Magnoliopsida; Fabales; Fabaceae
Product: 3-epi-6-deoxocathasterone 23-monooxygenase CYP90C1
Exons: 9
Coding region: 1-1458 (485 amino acids)
Biological process (GO): brassinosteroid homeostasis; brassinosteroid biosynthetic process; sterol metabolic process
Molecular function (GO): heme binding; iron ion binding; oxidoreductase activity, acting on paired donors, with incorporation or reduction of molecular oxygen, NAD(P)H as one donor, and incorporation of one atom of oxygen
Source: RefSeq, a predicted model, not a curated record